UUUUCAAAUGGACACACCUGGAUGCAGCAAAAGGAGAUUGGUUUAAUUCUGAUGCAGAAGCUGGAAGUGGAGAAGAAAAGCAUUGCAGGACCGGUAGAAGAGGAGGCCUGUCAGCUUGUGGAGAGCUUUGCACUUGUAAAGGGGAGGCCCCUUGACCCUUUAUCACUCAUCACUAAGUCCGUGUGUAAUGUGGUAUGUGCUGUGGCUUUCGGGCACCGAUUUUCUACCGAAGACAAAAGUUUCCAGUUGCUGACUGAAGCUAUUGACAUUGCCUUAAAACAUGGAGGGAGCUUCGUUUACACACUGCUUAGAAAGUUCCCCUGGGUUAUGAGGCGGCUCCCAGGGCCCCACAAGAAGGCAUUGUCCUCCAGGGAGCUGGUGCUUUCAUUUGUAAAGAGAGAGAUCAAGAAACACAAGGAGAAUCGGGCGGGGUGUUUGCCACAGGAUUUCACUGAUUUCUAUCUGCUUCAGAUGGAGAAAAGCAAAGGGGACUGCAAAUCAACCUACAGUGAAGAGAAGCUGGCAGAGUGUCUUCUCGACCUCCUUGUCGCCGGGACGGAGACAACAGCCACGACUCUGCAAUGGGCACUCCUCCUCAUGGCGACUCAUCAAGAUAUCCAAGAUAAAGUCCACAAGGAGUUGAAAGAUGCCUUGGGUUCCACUCCGUUCGUCUGCUAUCAAGACUGGAAGAAACUGUCCUACACCAAUGCUGUGAUCCAUGAGAUCCAGCGUGCUAAAUAUGCCAUCUUAUUCAGAGUCUUCAGAAAAUUUACAAAGGAUGUGAACAUCUUCGGUUUUCUCAUUCCUAAGGGGACUUCUAUUAACCCUGGUCUGAACUCUGUUCUUCUUGAUCCUAAGUUAUGGGAAACACCUGAAAAAUUCAACCCAAAUCAUUUUUUAGACAAGGCUGGAAAAUUUGUAGCUAGAGAAGAAUUUCUGCUAUUUGGUACAG
Varanus komodoensis (Komodo dragon) is the source of this 952-nucleotide messenger RNA. RefSeq names its product cytochrome P450 2J5-like. Gene Ontology annotation, biological process: xenobiotic metabolic process; arachidonate metabolic process. The annotation marks the transcript as partial. Gene Ontology annotation, cellular component: cytoplasm; intracellular membrane-bounded organelle. The record is from RefSeq and is a predicted model, not a curated record. Lineage: Eukaryota; Metazoa; Chordata; Lepidosauria; Squamata; Varanidae. Gene Ontology annotation, molecular function: oxidoreductase activity, acting on paired donors, with incorporation or reduction of molecular oxygen, reduced flavin or flavoprotein as one donor, and incorporation of one atom of oxygen; heme binding; iron ion binding. The transcript has 6 exons.